AUGCUUAUCACACCACCCGUCGAUACUUCUUCCCCCAAAGGAGGAGGCGUAUUGACCGAUGUCUGCGCCGUCCGCAUGGAGGAGCUGUUUGGGUGCUGGCAGGAGGCGCGGCGGGCGGACAAAGUGGCCGACAAGCUGCUUGUCGUGCGGACUGCCCUCGACCCAGAAUACUACGAGAACAUAUCCGCGGUGCUGAAGGAAGUCGAGAGCGCGAGCCGUCUGCUCCGCGAUCUCUACGAUCUGUUCCCCAUCUACCGCAGCAGGGUCCCCGUCGUCCUCUACUACCUCAACGUCAUCCUGCCCACGCUGUGCAAGUCCAUGCGCGACAUGAUGAUCUAUAUCGAUAACGAGGAGCUCCCGAUCCGGACGCAAUGGACGUUGAUGAGCCAGCGCUUGAGCGACCAAGGAGGUAUUACUUUGGCACAGCGAUUCGCGAUGUACUGCGAAGCCUUGAUCUCCCUUAUACGAUCCCACCUCGCUGGAGCUGUUGCGCGUGAGGCACAUGCACUUAAGAAAGCUCCAAGGCAUCCCAGCAUGAACCACGCGCUUAUUCUUCCAUUGAGAGUGACAGACCCCCAGGUCCAGAUCGUCCCCCAUCACGCGCCUGCUGCGCCCAGCCAGAAAGAGCUUGAGAAGAAGCGUCGCCAUUGGGCAGAGAAGAUUUUCAAUGACCAGCCUCAUUCGACGACAGGGCUAAGGCACAGACGAGGGUCGAGAUGUUUUGGCCCGCCUAUGGUUGAGUCGAGGCUGGGGAUUCCUCCUGGAUCGACUGUGUUAUUCAAAUUACCAUUCGACAAGAACCGUCUAUCAGUUACCCUCUACCUCCACGCCGACGGUGCCGACGUAACACGGCUCCUCUGUCGGUGGACAGACCGCUUUUACAACCCCAUCUAUUCCUGCUACGGCGUCCACGAGCUCUGCGUCCGGCGCAAAGGCUCAUCCCUACAAUUCCGUCGAUGGAGUAACAACAAAGCCCAUUCUACACUAUGGAUGGCUCUAUUCUUUAAAACCUGGGAAAGGAUGGUUCUUUUCCACGCUGCUUUUGUAGCCUUAAAGGCCCGUUGUCCCUUGUCUAUAAAUGUCAAUCCCAAUGAUUAUGGCCUCGCUGGUGAGGAUGUGCUAUUCCGAGGGCAAAUUGUCGACGACGGCUUCGAGCACUCACUAGCUGUUAUCCAAGACCGAAAAUGUGGCGGUCUUCGAUUACAUGCCGCGGUCUGGAAUGGGGAAUUAAGAAGAUGUCCCGUGUGGACAGCUUUCGUAACCUACCAAUCUGCCUCAAGUCAAUGGUUAUACCGCCGCAGCAGCCACCGAAUCCGCUUGAAGGAUAUCACACCCUAUGUAUUCUGCUCGACGUACAAGAAAAAACAUCAAAUGAAACAUGGUGAUUUCGAGAUUUAUUUUGUUGAUCGUCGAGCGGCAGAUGCUUUUGAAGAAUUAUUUAUGGAGGAGGAGACAGAGGACGAUGAUGGGGAUCAUGUUAUCGAUGUCCCGCCUCAUGCCCCUGAUGGGCCGUCGGCGGCUUAA
This is a messenger RNA of Venustampulla echinocandica, 1524 nucleotides long. RefSeq lists its product as uncharacterized. The coding region runs from base 1 to 1524 and encodes 507 amino acids. The transcript is spliced from 10 exons. The record is from RefSeq and is a predicted model, not a curated record. Lineage: Eukaryota; Fungi; Ascomycota; Leotiomycetes; Helotiales; Pleuroascaceae.